Messenger RNA from Parathielavia appendiculata, 711 nucleotides. RefSeq lists its product as uncharacterized. The coding region runs from base 1 to 432 and encodes 143 amino acids. The transcript is spliced from 3 exons. Lineage: Eukaryota; Fungi; Ascomycota; Sordariomycetes; Sordariales; Chaetomiaceae. The record is from RefSeq and is a predicted model, not a curated record.
AUGUCGGGCUCAGCCCGUUACACCAGCUCCCAGCCCAACGCCUUUGUCCUAGGUUCCCUCAGCGAGACCGAUACGAGGAUCAGUCGGUCGCAGGUCGAGGAACUCGCCGCGCUGAUGCAGGACUGCGCCGGUGUUAGGUCGGUUCCCACGCUCAUCGCCAGCGUGCGACGUGGACUGGCAAUCCGCCUUCGGGCGAUAUCGGCGCCGCAACUGGUCGUGAACCUUGAGACCGGCGCGUGUACUCGUGCCAGCCCUGCUCCUGCCUCGCGUGGCUCUGUUGCGGUGGUCGAGCUUCCCCUCCACCAUGAGCAGCAGGAUAGGCUGGGUCAGGCCGUACGGGUGACGGGCACGUCCAAUUCAAUGUUGAUCAGCUUGGUCAGGUUGACGACCGUUGGGGUCGAUACUCGCAGCACGAGCACGCUAGGCGACUGAGUCCGUUCUCGCUCCUUGUGCAGUAGCCCCACCGUUGGCGUUCAGCAUACCACGGAAAGGCUCGCUCCUGGGCCGACGAGGCUGGCAGGUCGCCCGCUGGUACAGCCGUCGAGUGGGGCUGUACACAUAACACGAAAGCGGCCAUUAGCCAAGACGUGCAGAGGGGGGUCACAAACGCGUUCGGUUGGCUAAAAGCAGGCUCUGCAACGCGUUGGUGAACUUGUGGCCACAAAAAGGCGACACUAGAUUCACACCAUAGCCUAAGUUGGAAAACGGAAC